AUGAGCGGCGUGAGACAUAAUUUUUGGGCCGUAAUGGUGGCGUUUGUUGUCUUGAACACCAUUACCGUUGGAUUGAGACUAUGGCUUCGAAUCUCCAGUCAAAGCUUCGGCUAUGACGAUUAUGCGACUGGAUUAGCCUACGCCGUUUUUAUUCUCUUUUGUGCUUUUGAGUUUCGUGCCUUGGAUUAUGGCUACGGAGCCACAGAUAUACAGCCUGGGUACAAACCUAUGCUUGCGGCCGAGUAUUUCGUUAUUGCACAGUUGCUGUACCUAAUCGCUCAGCUGGUAGCCAAGAUCAGCGUGGCUUUGGUCUUAUAUCGAAUCGCUACAAUGGCCCCUUUGGUGCGAAGAGUGCUAAUCGGCUCAAUGGCGGUUAUGUCUGUCGUGUCUGUCGUGGCCAUCUUCAUCUUCGCGUUCCAAUGUCGCCCGCUCUCAGUAGCUUGGGGAGUAGGCACUGGAACGUGUCUUCCUGGCUCAACGAUAGCGAACACGGCGUACGCAGUCAGUGCUGCUGAUAUUUUAUUCAGCUGGCUAUAUGGACUCCUGCCCAUUUAUCUGCUCUGGAGUGUCCAAAUCAGCUUGCGAACAAAACUAGUUGUCUCUAUUCUACUUGGUUUUGGUGCAGUGAGCUGCAUUGCGACGAUCCUACGACUUAAUUAUGCUAUUGAGGUUUCUCGGGUCCCAUCAACGGCGUCGGCACAGGCUGUCAACUUGCUCCUCACAGCGACCAUAUACUCGGCCGCCGAGGUUGGCUUGGCCAUAUUCUGUGCUUCUCUUGCUGCUCUGAAACCGCUGCUGAAAUUCAUCCCAUGGGUGCCCGGAUCUUCCAAAGGCACGUCCAAAUUCGAUAGUAAUCUCGAACCACGAGGCCCAAGCAUUCGACUCCAAGACCGACAGGUGGAGAAUGGAAGUGAAGAAAGCAUUUUACAGAACACGCCACGCCAUAUUCAGAAAACGACCCAUUAUGAAGUCCAUUACGAAGAGCGCUAG
This is a messenger RNA of Trichoderma atroviride IMI 206040, 990 nucleotides long. RefSeq lists its product as uncharacterized. The record is from RefSeq and is a predicted model, not a curated record. Lineage: Eukaryota; Fungi; Ascomycota; Sordariomycetes; Hypocreales; Hypocreaceae.